This is a messenger RNA of Brassica oleracea var. oleracea, 1718 nucleotides long. Its product is annotated as squalene epoxidase 5-like. Gene Ontology annotation, molecular function: squalene monooxygenase activity; flavin adenine dinucleotide binding. The transcript has 8 exons. Gene Ontology annotation, biological process: sterol biosynthetic process. Bases 1 to 1554 code for a protein of 517 amino acids. NCBI's taxonomy places the organism in Eukaryota, Viridiplantae, Streptophyta, Magnoliopsida, Brassicales, Brassicaceae. Gene Ontology annotation, cellular component: endoplasmic reticulum; membrane. The record is from RefSeq and is a predicted model, not a curated record.
AUGUAUUUUACGCAAGUUUGUUUAUGGACGACGCUUCUCGCCGUCGUGCUGACUUGGGCAAUAUUCCAUGUCAGCAACCGGAGGAAGAAGACAACCAAGCUGGUUGAUACGGCAGACCAGGAGAGAACAGACGGUGGUCCAGACGUCAUCAUCGUCGGAGCUGGUGUCGGCGGCUCAGCUCUCGCCUAUGCUCUUGCUAAGGACGGACGUCGAGUACAUGUGAUAGAGAGGGACAUGAGCGAACCGGUGAGAAUGAUGGGCGAGUUUAUGCAACCUGGAGGACGACUCAUGCUAGCUAAGCUUGGCCUUCAAGAUUGUUUGGAAGAAAUCGAUGCACAGAAAGCCACAAGCUUAGCUCUUUAUAAGGACGGGGAAAAAGCCGUCAUACCUUUUCCGGUGGAGGACACCAAUUUUCCUUAUGAACCUACUGGUCGAUCUUUUCACAAUGGCCGUUUUGUCCAGCGACUGCGCCAAAAAGCCUCUUCUCUCCCCAAUGUGAAGCUGGAAGAAGGAACGGUAAAAUCUUUGGUUGAAGAAAAUGGAGUUAUCAAAGGAGUGACAUACAAGAGCAGUUCAGGCGAAGAAACGACGCUCUUAGCACCUCUCAUUGUGGUAUGCGACGGUUGCUUCUCCAACCUUCGCCGGUCUCUUAACGAUAACGAUGCGGAGGUUAUGUCGUACCAAGUUGGUUACGUAUCAAAGAAUUGUCAGCUUGACGAGCCCGGAUACUUACAUUUGGUAAUGGCUAAACCAUCCUUCACCAUGGUGUAUCAGAUAAGCAGCACUGACGUUCGUUGUAGUCUGGAGAUUUUCCCCGGAAAAAUUCCUUCUAUUGCGAAUGGUGAAAUGACCAACUUUUUGAGAAACACUAUGGCUCCUCAGGUACCUCAAAAACUCCGCAAAAUAUUUUUGAAAGGGAUCGAUGAGGGAGCACAAAUAAAAGUGAUGCCAUUAAAGCGCAUGUCAGCUACUUUGAGCAAUAAGAAAGGUGUGAUUGUGCUGGGAGAUGCAUUCAACAUGCGUCAUCCAGCAAUCGCGUCUGGAAUGAUGGUUUUACUAUCUGACAUUCUCAUCUUACGUCGCCUUCUCCAGCCAUUAGAAUACCUCGGUGAUGUAAACAAAGUCUCAGAAGUUAUCAAGUCCUUUUAUGUUAUCCGAAAGCCAAUGUCAGCGACGGUGAACACACUUGGGAAUGCAUUUUCUCAAGUGCUAAUUGCAUCGACGGACGAAGCAAAAGAGGCAAUGCGACAAAGCUGCUAUGAUUACCUCUCUGGUGGUGGCUAUGGCUCGUCGGGCUUGAUGGCUCUACUCGGCGGCAUGAACCCUCGUCCACUUUCUGUAAUCUAUCAUCUAUUCGUUGUUACUCUAUCCGCCACUGGUCAACUGCUCUAUCCAUUUCCCUCUCCUCUUCGCAUUUGGCAUAGCCUCAGACUUUUUGGUUUAUCUUUGAAGAUGUUGGUUCCUCAUCUCAAAACGGAAGGGGUUGGCCAGAUGUUCUCUCCAGCAUCUGCAGCCGCGUAUCGCAAAAGCUAUAUGUCCACAACCGUUCUCUAAACAUAGAUGCUCUGCAACACGAAUAAUAAUAUAACAUAUAUUAGGAGCGAGAAUCUAUGAAAUUGUGUGCAUUUGUUAAAACUGUAUUGCAGUGUGCUUACUAUUUAUGUAUUAAUAAAUAACUGGAAAAUGUCCGCGGUAAUAAUUAAUAAAGCGAAUUUGCA